AUGAUGAGAAGCUCAACUGUUCUGUUAACGCUAAAGAUUCUGCUGCAAGCAUUGCCCUUCUUGGCUGAUACUUUAGAGACAAUUCACCAUUUUAGUCUAUUAGAAGAAGAAAAUACACGAUGUCAACUAGAGACAACAUCUUUCAGCAAUCAGUCCCCUACAUGGUACCACAGCAGUGUAGAUAGCCAAGGGCGGUAUACAUUUUCAUGGCGGGUAGAAUAUGACGACAGCGAAAUUUCUAGUGAUGCAAUCCGCGGUCACGAACAAUAUCCAGAAGACUGGGAAUCGAGAGACUUUCGUAGGGCUAGGAAGGCUCGAUCUAAUAACAGUGAAUCAAGAUGGUAUAGAGAAUCAUCUGUUGAGGUGGGAAAUAGGAAAAGAAAUAGAAUGAAUCCUCGUCUAUUCACUUCAGCAUGCCUCAAAUUUGAUGAAGAUAAUGAGAAGCCUCUUAUUUUUGGAAUAGGGUUUGGUCCAUCCGAUGAACCCGUGAAUUCAGAUCUUGUUAUGCUGACUAAAUCUUCACACUGGAAAGGAUCUCGUCAGACUCUAGGACAUCCCACUGCCCGUGAGCGUAUUAAAAUAAAAAAACAUGUGGCAAUAAAGCAUGCAUCUGUUGAUGAAUUUAAUCCUUCAUUUGAUUCUUCCGCUGUUAAUGAGUGGAUACUAAUGGAGGGACGUACGGAUGAGAAAGGUGUCAUCCAACUGGUGAGGCAUGUUGAUAAAAGUGAAAGUCUCCUGACAUGUAGUUACAGUGGCCCAACUCAGGAAUCAAUUGGCCAGUUUAUUGAAGGAAACAUUAUGAACGACAAGCUAUGGGAAUCACAAAGAUCUAGUGAAGUCAUGGAAGAAGAGAAGGAAGAAAGGUUUAGGUGGAGUGCGAAAGGAGGCAUUUUUUUGCUUGAACAGGAACAGACAUCUCAUAUAUUCUUCUUGUCGAGCUUCCAAUCCCUAUUAUCUCAACAUGAAAUCGGGGAUCACUCAUUUAGGCCGGAUUAUCUGCUUUCUGGAAAGAAAACUGUGUUUGAUGUGGAUCCGAACUUUCAACUUUUGCGCGUCCAACUGCUCAAAAGCACUUGGCCCAUACCCCAAAUAGUUGAAUCUGAUGAUGUAAAAGUGUUUGAAAUGCUUGUUAAAAACGCUGGCUUUCCCCAACAUACUUCUGCUCACCGUUGCGCAUUUGAUUCGAUAAACUCUCGAACAUUCCAGUUUGUCAACCUUCUCGUGUCACGUCGACAGCUCAGUUCAGGCAGGCAUAUCCACUUUUAG
Molecule: messenger RNA, 1266 nt
Organism: Protopolystoma xenopodis
Lineage: Eukaryota; Metazoa; Platyhelminthes; Monogenea; Polystomatidea; Polystomatidae
Source: the annotation of a GenBank genome assembly